CCAUUUUUAAAUUAACGUGAUAAGUUUCAGGUAAACAAGGAUUUAAUUCAUGCGCGUUCAUGUAUGUCCUAGAGCAGACAAAUUUCUUUUACUGUAUGUGUACAUGAUAUUCAUUGGCAAAUAUUUAAACGAUGAUAAAAUUAAUAUUUAAGGUGAUGUAGUUCUUAUACCGUCUGGUAGUCGUGAAAGUAUCUACGCGGUUCAAAGCACAGUAGUUUGUUUGUUAAAAUUAAUAUAAAAUGGAAACGUUGGAAAUCGACGACGAACGAACUCAUUCCAUAAAAUUGCCAAGUGCUGUUGAAGUGUUUGCAAAUUUAAAAAAUGCUCAAAAAUUCGCGAUCGACAUUGGCUUAUCUUUGACAAAAAUAGCUUAUUAUUCAACGAUUAGUUAUCGUAAGGCAUUGUAUGAGGAUACAGGCUUAGGAAAUAGUGGAGAACGUGCAUACAGAGUUCAUGAAGGCAAUAGACUUCACUUUGUUAAGUUUGAAACAAGAUACAUUGAAAAUUGUUUGGAUUUUGUGAAGGAGAAUUUAGUAAAUGUUGAGAGGUUUUACGGUAAAAACAUUAAAGUGACUGGUGGAGGGGCAUAUAAAUAUAAUGCUUUGUUACAAGAAAAAUUAGGUUUAAUAGUUGAUAAAGAAGACGAAUUUGCAUGUUUAAUAAAAGGCUGUAAUUUUUUACUUAAAAAUAUAUCUUGUGAAGCAUUUGAAUUUGAAAGACAUGGGAAUCCUGAAUAUAAAUUUCAAAAAGCUGAUCCUAAUAUAUUUCCAUAUAUGCUAGUAAAUAUUGGUAGUGGUGUCAGUAUUCUUAAAGUUGAAUCUGAUAAAGUAUUUGAAAGAGUUGGUGGUACAGCUACAGGAGGUGGAACAUUUUGGGGAUUAGGUUGUUUGCUUACGAAAAGAAAGGGCUUUGAUGAAUUGCUGCAACUUGCAGAAAGGGGAGAUCACCGUAAUGUUGAUAUGUUAGUGAAGGAUAUUUAUGCAGGCGAUUAUUCCUCACAAGGUUUAUCUGCAGACCUUAUUGCAUCUUCUUUUGGCAAGGUUACUUAUAAUGAUAAAGGAAGACCAAAGUAUUCUGAGGCAGAUCUUGCUAGAAGUCUUUUAUUUACUGUAAGCAAUGACAUUGGACAAAUAGCAAGUUUAUAUGCAACUGUACAUAAAAUGGAUAAAGUUUACUUCGGUGGUUACUUUCUUCGUAACCACCCUCUAUCAAUGCAUACUAUUUCAUAUUCUAUCAAAUAUUGGUCGAAUGGUAAGGUAAAACCUCUUUUCCUUCGUCAUGAAGGUUACCUUGGUGCAAUUGGGGCCUUUUUGUAUGGUGCUGAACAAUCUGAUGAAUAUAGUUGGCUGGAAAAUUAUGCAGGAUCUUCAGGAUUUAAAGAUUCAAUAUCUACGAAUCUUGGAAUUAAAGUAGACCAGCUGGAAAUUGAUCAAGCAGAAACUGCUGUAACAUUUUGUCCACUUUUGAAAGAUCCUGCAUCUUACAAUCCUGAUACAACUGAUCUUGCUGAGGAUAAAGAAGCAAGAGAUUAUUGGCUUCAGUGUCUUGAAGAAUCAGUGGAUAAAUUUGUGGCCAAAGCUAUUCACAGCCAGCCACAUAGUCCAACUGCAAAAGAUAGAGCAACAAAACUGAAGGAAAAAUAUGUUAACAGAUUGCAUUAUCUACGUCUUCAACCAUUUGCUUAUGGAACACUUACAGUCAGAGUAUUAUUGGAUACUAUUGAACACUGCAUGAAGGAAUUCGAUUUUCCUGAUCCAUAUCUGCAUCAAAAGAAAAAGGAGAAUGAAGAAGCCUUAACAUAUUUAAAAAGUCGUAUAACAGCUCUCGAUGAAUUGGAAGGAGCGGAAAAAAUAAAAGCUUUGAUUGUGGGAGUUCUGAGUGGUAAUAUGUUUGACUGGGGUGCACAAGCUGUUGCAACCUUAAUGGAGACAACAAAUUUUGGUUUUGCCGAAGCUCAAGCAAAAAUACCGGGUAGACCUUGGCUACAAGAUGAUUUGGAUGAUUGGAUAGAGAGAUUGAAAACUGGCCCACCUCAUAAAUGUGCUGCUAUUUUCAUUGACAAUAGUGGAGUUGAUAUAGUAUUGGGAAUUUUACCGUUUGCUCGUGAUUUAUUACAACGAGGAACAAAAGUUAUACUGUGCGCUAAUUCUAUGCCAGCAUUAAAUGAUGUCACAUAUCCAGAAUUGGUUGUAACAUUACGAGAUGCAGCAAAAAUAUGCAAAGUUAUUAGACAAGCUCUGAAAGAAAAUCGUUUGUUUGCCAUGGAGACAGCUCAAGCUAGUCCCUGUCUUGAUUUAAGCCGACUCAAUUUAGAUCUAUGUCUUGCGAUGGUAAAACAUAACGUCGAUCUUAUCGUAUUAGAGGGAAUGGGUAGAACGCUUCAUACGAAUCUUUAUGCAAAGAUGACUUGUGAAUGUCUGAAAUUAGCAGUUGUUAAAAAUCGAUGGUUAGCACUUCGAUUAGGUGGUGACAUGUAUGCUGUAAUAUGUAAAUAUGAACGUCCACCAACGAAUACUAAAGUUUGUGAUAUAGAAAUAAAAAUGAAAGAAGAAUGUCCAUCAGAAUGUGCAGAGAAUGCAAGGGACAUUUGCACGUGUAAUGCGAAAGGAUAAAUGAUAAAAACGAAUGCCUCUAUCAGCGAGAUCCAUAAAUCAUGUUCAUGUUCAAUUCGUGCCAGUAGAUAAAAUGGAAAUCGAGGUCAUGUGGGUACAAUCUGUAUCGUUCCAUCUAUUAUGUAUAUCCGAUAAGGAAGCAAAAAGGAGGCUCUUUCAGAUCAAAAAAGGACGAUUCGGUAAAACAUGUAUAGUAUAAACCAUCUUCGCGAAGAAGAUACGGAAAAGGAAAGCAUCGGCUAGUAUACCGAUUGAUAAAGCAAGAAAAAAAGUAUCAGAAAAAGAAUCGGAAGACCGACGAGGAAAGAAGAAAAGCGAUUGUAUGUAUGCGAAGCACGUUCCGCGUUUAUUUCUUUUAGCCGCAUCUUACGCAACGUCCUAUAGUUUGGCUUUAUUAAAUUCCUGUUGGGCGAUAUUGUCCGAUGGUUUGCUUCUAGAAGUCACUUCAUGCGUCGAACGCCAUCCGAGAGAUUAUCUAAUCAAUUUUAUAUUUCACUUCGAUCGGUAGUGUUGCUUUCGGUAGAAAUCCUUCCUGUCGCUAGAUCUACUCAGAUUUUGUUCGAUCUUAUACGACAUCGAAAAUUUUCCGAUCGUUAAUUCGUAUUUAGUCGUAUUGCAAUUAUUUUUGAUAUCGUAAUAAAUUACGAUGUAACAUUAUUCACGAUAACGUCUAUUUGUAUCGGUGACGCUAUAAUAACAGGGAGAAAAUAUCAGGAGAUUCAGGAUAAGGAAAGAAUAAAUAGAAUAUAAUUUAUGCAAAUAUAGAUACGCCAGGAAGCAAAGAGAAUCGCGAUAACAUUUCGAACGAGAUGAAACGUUAAUUACGGGCAUGAUUCUCUUUUCUCUCGAACCCUUUGAUAGGUUCGCGUUUCAUUUGAAAUUCUGGCCGAGCUGACGAUGCAUCGAGCUUUAGCUAGAUUUAUUCGCCCAGAGAAUCCUUAUAAUUGUUUGCAAGGGAAAUAAUAGAUCUAGGGGAUGUUGACUCAGCUCUAGUAGGGUAACGCAAGACCAGUUAGCAACGAGAUGGAAUCCUUCUCUCUCGACCGGAAGUCGAUGUUCCUCGUAGUUUCUAAUGCGAAACUCUUGUUUUCGUUGAAUGUUCGAAAAAUGAAAGAUCUGUUAGCACUACCGGAGAUAUCCAACGUUCAGAUCUUUGGUUUCGAAUCUUAGUCUAAGUUUCCUCGCAGCUAUAAGCGUACGUUUAACGCCAGUGUUCUAACUACGUAAUUUCAUGCAGAUUACGUAGGAGAAUAUUCGCGUAUGCGCUUAUUUGUGGCCACAUGAACACAAUGUUGUCGUUGUGCGGGUAGAUAUUUUGAGAGCUCUUCGCGUCAGCUUUAAUUCCUUCCCAGGGAUUCCUCCGCGAUUGCGGAUUGCACUUGCACCCAUGUAUCUGACGUGAAACGGUUCCGUAGAAAUUACGCUCGCAGUUCUCGAGCACCGCUACCGCGGCUACGUAGUCGCUACAGUAGGAGAAUGAAGAACGGGAUUAGAUAGAAGGUAUCCCCGCGAGCUUCACUUUUUCCCUACGAGUACGAGAAAAUGUAGUCAAACAUAAUCUAAAACGCAAAAUUCCUGUCAACCAACAUUGCUUCAAAUUCUCUUCGAGAUCGUUCCGUGAGAUUUCAGAAUGAAAAAGGUAUCGCGAGAGAAGAAUGAAGAGUGGGUUGGAACGAAACACAUUUACGAGCCAAGUUCUUCAAUCCUUUUUCAUGAUGGAGCCCGAGAAGGAGAGACGGUUGUACGUUCGAUCCUGAGCCACCUAUCACAUCUAAGUCCUAUUGGGUUUCCAGCAUUGGGCACGGAAUCUCAAAAUGCUCGUGUCAUCUCGGCACAGAGAUGCUGCAACUGUGAUCGAAUUCCAGAAACUACUGCGAUCGAUGACCUGUUUAACUAUUAUCAAAUUAUUGCGAUUACCGAUAAUUUAAAAAUCGCAGUUAUAUAUAUAUCGAUGGAUAACUAAGAUGUAACAGGGAUAUUUUACAAGCAAAGGAAACGUAAGUCGAAUACGUCUGUACCAUCGGGUUUCAGCUACAAUCCUCGAGGAUUCGCGUAUCUAAUGGAUCCUUGUGUCGCAUCGUCAGGAAUCGCAUUGGCAACCUUAGACGAGCACUUGGGUAGGAAAAUAUUGAAAGGGAAUCGGUUAUCGUUAGACGCUUUUCACGUUAACUUUUUUCAAUCCCGAAGAGGAGAGCGUGUGAAAGGAGAUCGAAGGGUUAUUGCAGGCUCCUAGAAAUGGAAUCGAUCCGCGACGAAUAGGUUUUGUACGAAUAUCACGCGAUCAUCUGCGAUGAACGAUUCGUUAGAUUAGACGAAGACUGGAAAAUCUCUGAAAGCACCAAAUGGUAUCGUCACGUUUACUCGACGUUUGAUUUUUAUAAAAUGAUCUGAGCCAAAGUAAUCCACGGCAAUCUUUCCCGAUAAUAAUUUAAUCAUUCGUAAUCUCUCUUGAAUUGUUCAUCUAUCGUACGUGUACGUCAAAUGACGUUAUUAAGACGGACACAGCGAUAACAGCCGGGGGCUGAUAGAUGAACGGUGGCAAGUUCGCAUCGAUAAAUUUGCUAAACGACGAGGAAAUGAUGAAUCGUCGUUCCGUUUUACCAUCGCCGCUCUAAUUACGUUAAUUUCGCAAUUAGAACACGCUCUCGUUCGCGUAAGCUUAUCUAUGCCAGGGAUGCGCAGGAUUCUUUUUAUCGUUUCUCUCACCGAAAUGAAAUUCGUGACGCGCCACGCGAAAUAUCAUAGUAAUUAUCAAUUUGUGACGAAUUCUUCGAAUCUGGAAGAAUGCGAAACAAUUGUUCAAGUAUCGCGACUCGUUCGUCACUUCCUCAGGUAUCGAUGGAAUUCGCAGAGAAAUGUUACACCCUGCGUUAUUAAAUUAUGCUAUCGCCGUACAAAUGGAUGAAAUAAUUCCAUUCGAUGCAAACUCGACGAUUUAAGUCGCAGCAUCGCGAAUAAUCCUUAGAAAGAAAUAACGACGAUGGAUCGGACGAUGGUAUUUCGGUUCCUACCCCGUUCAGCGCGAAGUUAUUAAAAGCUAUCGCCGAUCCCCAGUGUUGUUGAUGGUCAACAGACGUUCGGUCGUUCCGGAAGUGCACCGAGAACAAUGGUGAACGUCGGGGGGUACCGUUUCGUUCCAUUCUUGUCCGUUUUCGCACGAUACGGUUCGGUCAUGUGAAAUUAGUUUUGACAAGGCGAUCCCUGAGCGAAACGGAAACGUAGAAGAAUUUGUUUUCAUUUGCGCGUCACAUUUUAUCGCGCGUUUCCUGCAACCAGAAUAUUCGUUGGUUCUUUGUCGUGCUUUUUUCUUUUUUUUUUUUUGAAAUGUACAAAAAAGAUGUUCGUUCUUUAACGAACGAUUCCUAUAAUCGCGUGCUCUUUGAAUGUUUUG
This is a messenger RNA of Bombus terrestris (buff-tailed bumblebee), 6003 nucleotides long. Its product is annotated as 4'-phosphopantetheine phosphatase. Gene Ontology annotation, cellular component: cytosol; nucleus. Lineage: Eukaryota; Metazoa; Arthropoda; Insecta; Hymenoptera; Apidae. The record is from RefSeq and is a predicted model, not a curated record. The transcript has 14 exons. Bases 240 to 2612 code for a protein of 790 amino acids. Gene Ontology annotation, molecular function: ATP binding; pantothenate kinase activity. Gene Ontology annotation, biological process: coenzyme A biosynthetic process.